AUGCAAGACCCAGAAGGCAAUCCAGCAUGUUUCUCACCCCAUGAUAGGCUGACUGACGAUCCGGCAGCUGCCACCAAGUCCGGCCAGAGCGUUGUCAUGUCUGUGUACCAAACGAAGAUCACUGGCCAAUGCCGUUCUGUUACAGUAACAUGGUGCAAGAGCCUCUUGGUACACGGCCUUUCCAUCUCUGUCCAAGGAUCCGACAACCAAUCUAGCUGCAAGGUGGAGCUAAAGCCUUGGUCUUUCUGGCGGAAACAGGGCUCUAAGCGCUUCUACAUUGACGGAAAACCAGUCGACGUCUUUUGGGACCUGAAGGCCGUUAAAUUUGGAAGAGAACCCGAGCCUCAGUCGGACUACUAUGUCGCAGUGGUCUGCGAAGAGGAAGUGGUCUUGCUUCUUGGGGAUCUCAAGAAAGAAGCCUACAGAAAGACAGGAUCACGGCCGGCACUGAUCGAUGCCAGCUUGGUAUUGAGGAAGGAGCAUAUCUUUGGCAAGAAGAGGUUCUCUACAAGAGCUAAAUUCCACGAGAAAGGAAAGAACCACGGCAUCUUAAUCGAGUGUAGCAACAACAAUACCAAGAGGAGCAACUGCGGCAGCAGUAAUUCAUGGGAGUCGAUAGAACCCGAAAUGGUGAUAAGGAUAGACGGACAUCUUGCAAUUCAUGUGAAACAUCUGCAAUGGAAAUUCCGAGGUAAUGAAUCCAUCUCCAUUGACAAAUUUAGAGUAGAAGUGUACUGGGACGUCCAUGAUUGGCUUUUCAUUCCCGGUUUGCAGCAUGCUUUGUUCGUAUUUAAGCCAAUGUCAUCAUCACCGUCAUUGCCACUAUCAUCCUCGUCAUUGUCAUCAUCGAUGACGCCUGAUACUCUAUCAUCCUCACAAACUGCUUGUUCUAGCUUAAUCGAUGCUAACAGUGUAGGUGGCCCACAGGGUUUUUGCUUGUAUCUGUAUGCUUGGAUGCUAGAAUAA
Molecule: messenger RNA, 966 nt
Organism: Magnolia sinica
Lineage: Eukaryota; Viridiplantae; Streptophyta; Magnoliopsida; Magnoliales; Magnoliaceae
Exons: 1
Coding region: 1-966 (321 amino acids)
Source: RefSeq, a predicted model, not a curated record